CCCCCUCUCUCUCUCCCCCUCUUUUCCGCUGCUGCCUCUUUGCCUCCCUAAAUCAAGGUGCAAAGAUGCCAAAGAGUGAUGAAAUGAAAAGAAAGCCAAUUGCUGGACUGAGGUGGGGGAGAUAGCUGCUCGGAGUCCGCCUGCGACUAUGGAGCAGUCAGUAAUUGCUGGAGACAGGGAGAGCUGGGGGUUGGGCUGAGGUAGCCAUGUAUAAAUAGUGUGAUCUCAAAUUGAAAGGCAUAAAUAACAGCAGGAGUGAUCUAACCCUAUACAGCCCAUCUUCUACGUGCAAAAACAGCGUGCAGAGGACGGCCACAUCUCCGAUUGAAAACAAGUGGAUCUCUGUGGAUAAGAUCAUCGGGCAGCCAUGGAAGAACUUACGGCUUUUGUAUCCAAAUCUUUUGACCAGAAAAGCAAAGAGAGCAGCAGCGGCAGUGGCAGCAGCAACAAGAAGGAGACGAUCACGUACAGGGAAGUUUUGGAGAGUGGGUUGGCUCGCUCUAGGGAGCUUGGAAACUCUGACUCUAACCUACAGGACAUGACCGAGACCAGCAACCAUUGCCCGGUGCAUCUUUUCAAAGACCAUGUAGAGAGCGACAAGGACAAACUGAAGGAGUUCAACACGGGCAGGACGGCGGAAGGUAUCUACGAGUGCAAAGAGAAGAGGGAAGAUGUGAAGUCAGAAGAUGAAGAUGGACAGACCAAGCUUAAACAAAGGAGGAGCAGAACCAAUUUCACACUAGAGCAGCUGAAUGAGCUGGAAAGACUUUUUGAUGAGACUCACUAUCCGGAUGCCUUCAUGAGGGAGGAACUAAGCCAGAGGCUGGGUCUCUCUGAAGCUAGGGUUCAGGUAUGGUUCCAGAACAGGAGAGCAAAGUGCCGAAAGCAGGAAAACCAGAUGCACAAAGGUGUGAUCCUGGGAACCGCCAGCCAUUUAGACGCCUGCAGAGUAGCCCCUUAUGUGAAUAUGGGAGCCCUGAGGAUGCCUUUCCAACAGGUCCAGGCGCAGCUGCAGCUGGAGGGCGUGGCCCACGCGCACCCGCACCUGCACCCGCACCUGGCGGCCCACGCGCCCUACCUGAUGUUCCCGCCGCCGCCCUUCGGGCUGCCCAUCGCCUCCCUGGCGGAGUCCGCCUCCGCCGCCGCCGUGGUGGCCGCUGCCGCCAAGAGCAACAGCAAGAACUCCAGCAUCGCCGACCUGAGGCUGAAGGCCCGGAAGCACGCCGAGGCCCUGGGGCUCUGACACGCUUCACCCGAGCCCCUCCCCCCACACCCCGCCCCAGGUGCCCGCGGCGGGCGUGUGUGUGACCCGCACGGACCGCCGCUCUGACCCCCCCGCUCCUCAUCAUACUCCUCCUCCUCCCCGGCCGCAGGGCGAGCAGCGAGCGCUCCGGCCUCCCUGCCGCCUUCUCUUUCUUAUUUUGUUUUUUUUUUAUUUGUUUGUUUCUUCCCCCUUCCCCGAGGUCUGCGAGCGCUCGGCGGCUGCACCCUCCAGCCGCUUUCCUCGCCCGCUCGCCCCCAGGGACUCGGCGGCCGCGGACGUGCCGCGUGGCGCGGUGGGGACGCUCCGCGGACACAUCCACACACACACGCGCAGCAAACACGCACCCACGAGUCAGAGACUCCUCGGAGGACAAAGUAGGUGGGAGGAGAGAGAAAACAAAGUUUAAACAAAUUGACAAAAAGAGAAAAGGAAAAAAAAAAAAGAAAGGAAACGAUCUCUAAAUUAUGUUAAUCUGUGAACAUUGGGGACACUUUGGAUUUUUGACCCUGGCAAAAGUGAUCGCUCCGGCAUAACGUCAUCUGCUGCUGUCAGUUUUGCUACCUUGUGCAUGUGUCAAACUAAACACGUUUUGAAGAUCAGAAAUAUAUUAGAACGAAACUAAACAAAACAAAUAGUAAUAAUAAUAAAUAAUAAAUCCUUGGGGCUGGUCUCCAUUAAAGAUGACAUUUCUUUGUUGCCAACAGUAUUAUUUCACUGCCAUGAAUCUCUUCCAUCACUGAGGAGCUGCUGCUGCAGAACUGGUUUGAAUUUAAAUGUGGAAUUUCAGAUCUGAGGCAAGGCAGGUUUUUUUUUCUUUCUUUUUUUUUUUUUUUUUUACUUAUUUUCUUUCCUAAAAAAAAAAAAAAAAGCAGCAAUAACAAAAAAAAAAGCGUGUCUCAAAUGUCUGUGUCCUUUGAAAGGAGAAAAAGAGAGAGACUAGAAGUUAUUAAUUGUUAGUGAUAACUUGAAAAAUGGGAACAAUAAGAAAUGCACCUGUUUUGCCAGAAUCACCUGAACUCAGAGAUGCAUUGAGCCAUGGAAAGAGGUCAGAUUUUCAAUAUUUUUUUCCAAAUGCCUGGAUCUUUGAAUCACAAUCUUACUGUUUUAGAGGAUGUAGAAAGAAUGAAUUAUACAAAAAAGAUGGACAUAUCGUUUUAAGACAUAAUACUGAUGCAGCAUUAAUUUUAGUGAAAUGCAAUUAGGUGCAGUAAAGUGCAAUACUGUAAAUAUUAUAGAUUAAAAAAAAUAGCCGUACUUAUUCUGUUAAUAACCGAUUCUGCAAGAAGCGUAACUUAAAUCCUUUAUGGUCAGACUGGUGCAUUGCAGCUCUUUGCCAAAAUGACAGUCUGAAUCUUCUAUGAAUGGAUAAAGCUGCUUGUAUCACAUAUGGGAAAAGGUAGAUGCCAUGACUUCUAGUCAAAUUAAUGUGCCAUAUUUUUGGGAAACAGGAUGAAAAGACUAUGUGACAUUUUCACAAUAAUUUUAAUUAAAAAAACUCCCCAACAACAAAAUCAAACAAACUAAAACAACCCAUAGAAGUGUUUUGUAGAAGCGGACAAGUUCAAUAGUUGGCCAUUUUAAUUUUUGCCUGUGAUUUAGAUGCCAAGUAUUAAGCUAAUGCUUAAGCAAAGUAACUACGAUAAAUCCAGCAAGACUGGGGAGCAGGGAAAUUCUUUAAAUUAUAUUACCAAAGUGUCUGAGUUUACUGACCCCACUUCCCAGUUUUACUUUUUAUGUUAUUGACUUCUAAUUAGGUUUGGGGGUUUUUUAAAUUUUUGUUUGAGAGGAGAGAAGAAGGUACAAAUAUUGGUUUUGUCUUCAUCUAAAAAGCUAUUUUUUGCCUUUGUUACCAAGGUCUGCGUUGAUGGAAGGUUAUCCUCUCAAUAGUACCAUUAUUAGGCCUGCUUUUUAUGUAUUGUUUAGCAAUCCAUUGCUAGUUUUGGCUUUUGCUGAUAUUUAUAAAAUCCAAAUAUUAUCAUAGGACAAAAAUUCAUGCUUAGGAUAAUUUUAGACACUUUUCUUCUUCUUAAUUUGGUUUUUUUGUUUCUCCCUCAAAUUCCGAUAUUUUCUAGCAAUCAAAGUUUCUGCAAUGUCAAAGUUGUGCCAUUUCUCUUCUACUUACUACAUGAUAAGUAGUUAUAUUUUUGAUUUGCUAGGCCUGAUAAAUGUUGCCUGCCUUUUUUACCUCUCUGUAAAAGCCUAGCACCUUUUUAAAGCAAGGCUAAAAUAUUAAGGUAGCAUUACUUCUUGCUGAGAAAUACAGACCAAAUCUCAGGCAAUUAAGAAAUUUUUUUUUGAAAUAAAACAUUACCUAGAAAAUAAAAUGUUAUUCAUGAUGACGUAUGAAUUUCUGGCUAAAAUGAGAAAUAUUUGGAGUGGUUCCAGCACUUCUAAAAUGCAGAUCUGAAAAAUAAUAAACAUAACUACAGAGAUGGUUUAGGCUAUAGUAAGUAACCUGUUGUACUGGUACCCACAGCAUUCAAGGAGAAUUAGAUUCACAGUGUUAAAGUAUAGAGCUUUUGAUUGAGUAAGGGCUGCUUGUUAUCUGUACCUGUGAUCUAAUCAUUACCAUUUCAGAUCCUCUUUUGAGACCUUAAAAGAAGCUUACGUGAUUUUUUCCAGUCCUGUGCUGGACUUUCACAAAGGAGGGAUUUUCAACCUUGAAUAAUUCCACAGAAUGAAGUGGUUGAAAGUGCAGGCUUGGGACCUGAAUCUUCUCAGAUAUCUGCGUGAGGCUGAGAAGUGUUACCAAUCUCACAGUCUUACAGGAUGCACAUGCAGUAUGCAUCCACCUUGUAUGGGAAGGAAUAACUUUUCCACCUUUACUGUUUUACUAGGUACAAACACAGCAAAAAAUGCUUGUAGAUUUGUCUCAGAAUUUUUGGUUCUUUCUUGUAUUCAAAAAAGAGUGGAAACAUGAAUACAAUUCCCUGCUAAGAUGAAACAAGGCUGGUAGGGUAGCAUACAUCUUUCCAGAAUGAAAUAUUCUUAUAGUUUUUUCUGAUUGCUUUCAAUGAAUGUCUCAAGGACAUUCUUGCUCUUUACACAGAAGAGAAGAAGGUGGCAAGAUUUAUCAGCUUAGCCUGUUUUGAAGGAGGUACCAGAGAUUGGCCUGGGGAGAGGGGCAGGGUGUUGCUGUGAAUCUACCAAGGUGUUUCAUGCUGCUCUUGCAUUUCAUUUAGCAUGAAAGGAAAUGAAAAGGUGCACUAUGUAAGGGUUGUCACUGAAACCAGUUCUGCUUUGCUUAUUUCUUGAAUGGGCUGAUUUCAUCAGUGGUGGCAUAAAAGCUUUGUUUUUGAUGAUGCACAUAGGUGGUCUUCUCUUCUUGUCAUCCUUACAUCAUUGGGAAGAAAUGAGGCAUCCUAUCUUGGCUACUGUGUACUGGACUGUACUUUUCUCUAAGUGUAAGUCACUGUGGCUCCAUUCACCAUGUGGAACUCCAGUGAUCAUACAAGUUGAGAUUCUGGACCAAAGCAUCUACUCCAUCUCUGUUAAUGUGGUGUCUCUCUUUUGUUUGUUAGUUUAUUGUUUAAUUAUUUUUCUUAAGUAGGUUGGAGAUUGAAGACAACAUAAUAAUGGUCCUGAGGUGCUUAUUAAAGUUUAAAAGUAUUGUAAUCGUUUUAGAUUCUCAGGCAUGCCAAGCCUCAUUUAUUGUCUGCCAUCGUCCAGCCUGAUCCUUGUGUAAUCUUUCAUUUGAGAAGAGUGAGAUUUCCAAGAUCAUCAGAACAGCAGCCACUGAGCAGAGUUUCCUUGGAGGAGGCCCUCAUUUAGUGUAUGUGGAUUGGUAAAGAACCUUUCUCAAAAGUUCUGUCUGGUAUUUGAAAAAUAACUUGAAUGAAUGCCAAAUGAAAAAUGCUGUUUAUAAACAAGUCUAUAAAAAAGGCUUCAUGCAUUGAGUGGACCCCUUUAUAAUGGAAAAAAUACAUUCUGGUUUUUUUUUUUUUUGAAACUGUCACAUGAGCUUAAACACUUCAUUUAUUUGUAUCAAAAUAGCAAAUUGACUCCAUGGCUCAUUUUUAUUGACUUGGAAACAUGUGAAAAAAAUUAUACUGAAAGUUUUUUUGCUUAGUAGGGUCAUAUAGAUGUAGUGACAUUUUGGUUAAUAUCAUAAUACUUAGCACUUAUAUAAUGUUUAUUUGCAAAGCACUGUAUAAAUGUCUAUUAUUUAAUCCUCACCCAUUAUGAGCUAGGUAAGAAUUAUUAUCCCCAUUUUUUAAGAAAUUAAAGCAUAUAAAUCAAGGGCCAGGUUCCAUCACCUUUUGUCAGCACUGAGUAUUAUUACUUUUGUUUUUGUAAUGUAGGAACAUCCCCCAGAUCACAAUCUGACAUGAACUUUGUGGUGGUAGACAACUUUCUAUGUAGCAGAGGCCCUGCUCCUAGAAAUUUAAACUCUGACUUCAGGCAAGUCUCAAAUGGCACAUUUGAGACUUUGUUUUGGAGUGGCAGAAUUUGCCCAUGAGUUAUUUCCACAGAACAUGUAGUUACUGCCCAACGCUCUGACCCCAUAUGUCAGUGGGAAUUUGGUUUAUGGCUCAGUGGGGCUGAGUUGUUUCAGUGUUAAGGCUGCAACCAAAUUUCUGAGUUCCCAACAGCAUGCACGAAUUGCUUGGAAACCCUGAUUUCCAACUUCCCCUACUAUAAAUUUUUCACACAGACCAAAUGUACAGAUGUCAAUUCUUUGCAUGCUUUAUCUGCUAUGUCUUUUAGUCCUAUGUUUGCCUAUAAAAUAAUAAUAAGACAUGAUUUUGAAUUGACAUAACAUUGACACAUUGGGACUGUUGAGUCAAAUAAAACAGAGAUGUAGUCUGACGAAAGUCCAAGUCCCUAAGGUAAAGCCAGAAUAUGGAUUCUUUUUUUUAAAAUUGGUGACAAAAAAAUACGCAUGUUUCUGCUUGUUUAAAUGUACUAGGCAAAAUAAUUUUUUUAUUAUUAAAAAGAUAAUAUUAGUUUUUGGAGACAGUAUUGAUUUGGCAGGAUUUUUUUCCCCUUCGUUUAAGGAAAACUUUCAAAGUAUAGGAAGAAUAGAUUACACAUAUUUCUUAUAAAUGUGCUUAUUUUUGUAAUAUCUAAUAUCUAAUUAUUCAGAUGAUGUCCUUGUAAUUGCUAAUUGUACUCAACUCUACCAAGUGCGCACAACCAAUAUGGUUGGAAAUUUUUUGUGUUCCUGGUUAAAAUGGAUGGUUGAAAUGCCCCGCUUCUCAUCUGGAAGCAACCUACUCACUCUCUUAUGUCAUUUCCUUUCCCCCAUGUGAUAGAAUUUCCAUGGCAAACGAGUUUCCAAACAGCUGUGAAUAACAUGGCAACAGCUUCUCAUUUGGUCACUUGAAAGUCUCUACUGGUUGCAGCAAGAUGUGGUAGGACUGAAGAAGGCCUGGUAUUGCUUGGAAACUGAAAAAAAUCUAAAAGAAAUGUGGUAUGCUACAGAAUGUGAUCUCCUCUUCUUAAGAGAUGAAUAGAGCCUUCUGCUUUAUGACUCAUGUUUUUUAUAAAAUGGCAUCUUUUAAGUCACAUCUUUAAAGGGUACAACAUGGGUCCUGUCCAAAGUUGUGACCAAUAUUAUAUUGGUUAUUUUUGCUAGUUGGCCUUUCUAGCCAGGUCAGUCGAAGGCCAUAGGCUUUGGAGUUUGAGGCAUUCUUCAAGAGGGAUAUGAUACAAAAUAUCCCUCAAAUUUUGUCUGUUACACAGAUUUGAUGCUAAAAGUCGGUGCCUAAUUUUAGUAAAUCAGCCUAGAAAUUUGCUGAUUUCCAGUAAAUAAUUCAAACUUGAUGCAGUUCAUACACCUUAUUUUGAAAAUUGAUAUUUAACUAAAAUCAGUUGAAGAAUGUAGAAAAUAUCAGAUUUUGAAGCUGAAGAUAUUUAUUGAAAGGCAAUACUUUCAUGAAUCUAGGCUUAUGGUAUGUGUUAAUUACAUCAAAGACAGGCAAAUAUCUCUAUUUGUUUGUAUUAAUGUAUGUCGAUGUUUUAUUUAUUUUUGUUUGAAAAUUUCUAAAUGUGUAUUAUUUUAAUUAUGUUGAGUGUAAAUUUGACAAUGCUUUGCAUUUAUUUUUAUAUUUUAAAAACCUGUUGCUUUUGCGAAAAUAUGAGCAGCCAGUGUGAUUUGCAGUACCAGAGCAUUAUUUUGGUUAUAUACACACAGUGUGUCUGAGUUUACAGACAUUUCAGGGAUUGCUAAAAUGAAACAAACAAAAAAAUCUCCAAAAUCAACUCAUCUUAAAAGUUUGUAACCCCUUUUUUUUGUGGCAAAAGAGAAAAAAGAACAAGCAAACAACUUUUUUUUAGAUUUCAAUUAUGCCAGCAUGCUCCUACAUGAAUUCACCAGACAUGUUGAGUUUCAUUUUUGGAGUGUAUUAUGUUGAAUCACAUGAUAUGAAUGUACAUCUUGUAACAGUGAGAUAUGAAUAAACUUAUAAAUAUUUGUAA
This is a messenger RNA of Pseudopipra pipra, 7684 nucleotides long. RefSeq names its product SHOX homeobox (gene SHOX). Gene Ontology annotation, molecular function: DNA-binding transcription factor activity, RNA polymerase II-specific; sequence-specific double-stranded DNA binding. The transcript has 5 exons. Gene Ontology annotation, cellular component: nucleus. The coding region runs from base 368 to 1243 and encodes 291 amino acids. Gene Ontology annotation, biological process: regulation of transcription by RNA polymerase II. The record is from RefSeq and is a predicted model, not a curated record. Lineage: Eukaryota; Metazoa; Chordata; Aves; Passeriformes; Pipridae.